Messenger RNA from Cicer arietinum (chickpea), 2707 nucleotides. RefSeq names its product pentatricopeptide repeat-containing protein At2g36980, mitochondrial. Gene Ontology annotation, biological process: RNA modification. Gene Ontology annotation, molecular function: RNA binding; protein binding. The record is from RefSeq and is a predicted model, not a curated record. NCBI's taxonomy places the organism in Eukaryota, Viridiplantae, Streptophyta, Magnoliopsida, Fabales, Fabaceae.
CUUUAAGGGCAGUUGCACGCACUAUUUUUAAUGUGUUGGUAAUUAUAAGAUUUUGGUCCUCACUUAAAAGUAGUAUCUUGCCCUUACUAAAUGAAAACUUAGACCAUGAAAGAAGUUUUAUCUUUUAUAAAUUUUGUUUCAUUGUAAUUUUUAUGAAUCAUUAACUAUACAAUCAUACUUCAUAUUAAUGUACCGUCGUCUCCAUUAAAAACUUAAAAAUAUUAAAACCCUUUGUAUAUAAAUCGGUAUAGCUUUUGUAAUAUCUCAAUUUUUACUUAAUGAUAACAAUGAUGUCAUUAUUUUAUUGCCUAUAGAUUGAUGUAUUUCUUCAUUCGUCCCUGUCUAGAGUCUUGCUCGAGCCGAGUUGUAGGAUUGAUAAUUGUUACAAUUGGUAUGUCAUGUAAUGAGCGAGUAAUUCACUUUAUUUAAUAAAAUAUUGUUUUGCUCGCAUAUGCGAUUUUUUAUUUUGCAUAUGCUUGUGUUGCUUUUUAUUUUUUUCCUUUCUAAAAUUGCAUAUGCUUUUGUAGACAAAUAUUUUGAGGAACGUUGAGAGUGAGUGUUCGAUGAAAUGCGUCCUUAUUUGUUUCGUACCACAUCUGAGAUUGUAUCACUAGCACGUUCGGGCAGAAUUUGCCACGCGCGCAAAUUGUUCGAUGAAAUGCAUGAACGAGAUUCAGUAGCUUGGAAUGCCAUGUUAGCUGCUUAUUCCCACCUUGGGCUUUACCAACAAUCUCUUAGUCUAUUUGAUAGCAUGAGAAUCUCCGAUUUCAAACCUGAUAACUUCUCUUAUUCUGCAGCCAUAAAUUCAUGUGCCGGUGCAUCUGAUUUUCGUUUUGGAACAAAAGUUCAUGCUUUGGUUGUUGUUUCAGGGUACCAAUCUUCUCUUCCGGUCGCUAACUCGCUGAUUGAUCUGUAUGGCAAGUGUUUCAAUCCAAAUGAUGCAAGAAAAGUGUUUAAUGAGCUGGCUUAUAGUAAUGAAGUGACUUGGUGUUCACUUCUGUUUGCUUAUGCAAACUCUAGUAGGUUUGAUGUGGCUUUUGAAUUGUUUCGUAGCAUGCCUAAAAGGGUUGAAAUUGCUUGGAAUAUAAUGAUUUCCGGUCAUGCUCGUUGUGGUGAAGUUGAGGCAUGCUUGGAUUUAUUUAAAGAGAUGUGUGAGAGUUUGUAUCAACCAGACCAAUGGACUUUCAGUGCUAUCAUGAAUGCUUGUGCCGAGUCGAUGGAAUUGUUAUACGGAUGCAUGAUGCACUGUUUUGUGAUUAAAUCUGGUUGGAGCACUGCUUUGGAGGUAAAGAACUCGAUUGUAAGCUUUUAUGCUAAAUUAGAAUGUCAUGGUGAUGCUGUGCAGGUGUUUAACUCUGGUGGUGCUUUUAAUCAAGUGUCUUGGAAUGCAAUCAUUGAUGCCCAUAUGAAAGUUGGGGAUACCCAGAAAGCUCUUCUUGCUUUUCAACAAGCCCCUGAGAAAAAUAUUGUAUCUUGGACUUCUAUGAUUGUCGGGUAUACGCGAAAUGGGAAUGGAGAUUUAGCUUUAAGUUUGUUUUUAGACAUGACAAGGAGCUCUUUCCAGCUUGAUGAUUUAGUAGCUGGAGCAGUCCUUCAUGCUUGUGCUAGCUUAGCAAUCUUAGUUCAUGGAAAAAUGGUCCACAGUUGCAUAAUUCAUCUUGGUUUAGACAAGUAUUUAUUUGUUGGCAAUAGUUUGAUUAAUAUGUAUGCUAAAUGUGGGGACAUAGAAGGUUCGAGGCUCGCAUUUCGUGGCAUUAAUGACAAGGACCUUGUUUCUUGGAAUUCAAUGUUGUUUGCAUUUGGACUACAUGGGAAGGGCGAUGAAGCAGUAUGCUUGUUCAGAGAAAUGGUGGCAUCUGGUGUAAGACCUGAUGAAGUAACCUUCACAGGGUUGCUAAUGACUUGCAGCCACUCAGGACUUGUAGAUAAGGGCUUUGCUUUCUUUCAAUCAAUGAGUUUGGAAUUUGGGCUUGUUCAGGGAAUGGAUCAUGUGGCAUGCAUGGUGGAUAUGCUUGGCCGAGGCGGAUAUGUGGCUGAAGCGCAAAGUUUAGCUCAGAAGUAUUCAAAGACAAGUAGAGAUAGGACCAAUUCAUCUGAGAUUCUACUCGGAGCAUGUUAUACACAUGGAGAUUUAGGAACAGGUAGUUAUGUGGGAGAAUAUCUAAAGAACUUUGAGGCUAAAAAAGAGGUUGGUUAUGUAUUGUUGUCAAAUAUGUAUUGUGCAAGUGGGAAGUGGAAGGAAGCAGAGAUAGUAAGAAAGGAAAUGAUGGAUCAAGGGGUGAAGAAAAUGCCUGGUUGUAGUUGGAUUGAGAUAAGAAACGUGGUGACUGCAUUUGUAUCAGGAAAUAACAAUUCAUAUCCUUGCAUGGCUGAUGUAUCUAAGAUACUAUACUUCCUUGAAUUAGAAAUGAGACACACAUAGCCUAUUAAUUUUGAUAGUGGGUGAACUUUUAUAAAUCAGAGAAGGAUAUGUGAAAUAACUUGAUAAGCAAUUUUUUGAGGUCUAUACUAUGGUGCUAGGAAACCGAAAAUUAUUGAGAAAGACCGGCAAUUCUACCAUUUUUAAAUUACCUGUAUUCUCUAAAGUACUGCAACAAUGCACCCACUGUAUAGGUGUACUCAAAUUUAACUGUUUUACAUUAACUGUAUAUUUGUCUGUGCAGCCAUUGAUAUGUUCCUUAUACUAUAAUUGAUUAUUUUACUAAAA